CGGCGCGCAUAGUCGUAAUUUAUUCUUACUGCUGUUCCAACUGUCUCGGAUACGUUGUUCUAUAUUCUUGUAUCGUAAUUUUAAUUGCGAUUAUGGCGUCAUUUAAGGUACUGCUGCUUGCUGUGAUGUUGUGCGGAUUGUGUGAAAUUGUGCAUUCCCAUGGCAAAAAGAAAAACGGAACCCGCAACGAUCAGGAGGAAUACACCGCCUUGUUUGAUUCCAUAAACGAGAAAGUCAAGUUUCCAGUUCACGGUAAAAAACAACAGGGUGGUGCAUCAAGUGGACGCCAAUCGGGAAGUGCCAGUGAUGACGAUGACGACGAUUUUGGCAGUGAUGGCGACAUGUUCAGGAUUUUCACGUCGAUGAGCGGUAGUCUCGUGCCGGCUGCUUGCCAAAGCGAUGCAGAGUGCUCCGGAAGUGGACUCGUCUGCUCACGAUUCCUUGGCAAAUGCGUGGCCCCAGGAAAAAAUGCUACUAGUUGUGCACGUGCCCAAGUGUGCAACACCGACUCGGAUUGUUGUCCCGGGGAAAACUGUGAUAACUACAGCGGUUUAUUAACCAUAAAACGUUGUAGAGAAGGUAACUCCAGCGCCUCUGUCGCCGUAUCUUCCGACAGCGCCAAAGCCGCCCUUAGACCAUCCAUCAACGGACAAACCAAAGAUCUGCAAGCGCCCGAUACCUCCGCCAGUGCCGGUUCGGACUCCGUUGCAGCAGACAAGCCCAACGCCGCCAAAGUAUCGGUCUCAUCUUCCAAGAAGGAGAAACCGUCCAUGGGCGCAAGGAAAUCGAUGGCCGGAUACAGCACCGUCCCACUGGAAGCACCCUCCCAACCCGCCGCUCCAGUCGCUCCCCCCACCAGCAACGAUGUUCAGCCGGACGUUCAACCGGUCAGCGUUAAGGGUUCGGCGGCCGCCCAAUCCGCCUCCGGACAAAAGCGCAUUCAGGUCGCCGUGGAUCAGCCGACAGCGGCCGCUCCCGCCAACGUAUCAGUGAACAACGCUACAGGUGACGUCAGCGUUAAUGUUCCGGCGGCCGUUGGCUCUUCCGCGCAGACAGCUGGUUUGGCGUCGAAUGCCGGCGCCGCGGACAAGGCACAGAAGAUGUCCGCUCAAUCUGCGGAUGCAGGCGGUGAUGAAGUGGAAGGUUCCGGAUCCGAUCAGGAUGCUGAUGCGGGAAAGAACGUAGCGGCCAAACCGGCGGUUGUGCCCGAUCAGAACUCCGAUGCUAAUGCGCAGAGUGCGCAAUCGGCCGCGUCUGGGCCUGCAGCGCAAGCGUCGGGUGCCGCAUCAUCUUCUUCCAGUUCGGGGCCACAAAACGCAAAUGGAAUGAAAGGAAAAAGUAAAGCAAUGCCACUUGUUGAAACUGCUCCGGAAGCGCAGCCCACGAACGCUACCGCAACCGAUUCUAGUUCGGCGGCGCCACCGGCAACUACUCCCGAAAACCCAAACGAAAUCGAACUAAGCCUGAUGCAAACGCCUAGUGCCGGCUCAGCACUGCCGCCUAAAGUGCUCCUCUCGUCCAAGACCAGUAUUGUUAGGAAUAAAUCCAAAUCUAAGAAUCGGGUGUCCUCCGCUGAUGCGGCUGCAUCAAACACCAAAAGCGAUGACGCCAACGCUGUAGUGCCGCCUAAUGUUGCCAGAUACUGAUCAUCGAAGCUGUAGACCACAGAAGUGCUGUCGGUGCUUGUUUUACUACACUUAUUUCGGGAUAUUCGUAUUUGAAGAAGACUUAUCCGUGACCUCUCAUUACUAAAUAAAACAAUAAUUUGAAAUUUUCGAUGGAACUUUAUUGUGCUUUGUGGUAAUUUGAUAACACUAAAUAAAUCUAUGAAGAAAAAUUAAUGUUAUUAAAGCUGAAUGCGA
Molecule: messenger RNA, 1862 nt
Organism: Paramacrobiotus metropolitanus
Lineage: Eukaryota; Metazoa; Tardigrada; Eutardigrada; Parachela; Macrobiotidae
Exons: 6
Coding region: 93-1646 (517 amino acids)
Source: RefSeq, a predicted model, not a curated record